Messenger RNA from Symbiodinium necroappetens, 1263 nucleotides. Lineage: Eukaryota; Dinophyceae; Suessiales; Symbiodiniaceae. The record is from the annotation of a GenBank genome assembly.
AUGUCCGGAGGAUGCCAGGCCACAGUGGGCACAGCACCGGGCAGUGGAGUCAAGAUUGCGCGGGCAGAGCAAGGCUGCAGCCGCGAAACAGCAGCAGAAGUCCUGAUGAGCGAGGCUUGCCGUGCCGUGAGUACGCAAAAGUAUUCAGAGUCGGCUGGAAGCCUGCCUUCGAAUUCGACAGCCAGUGCCAGUAGCCCGACGGAUUCGACUUCGACUGUCUCGCCCAGAAGUUGCCUCGGCUUUGCUGCACUUGAGGAAGUCAAAGAGGUAGAAGCCCACUUCGAGGCUGUGAGUGGGGAGGUCCAGCAGUGGAGCCCGACAAGCUUCGAGUUUCAACGGACUUUGGAGAAAGCUGCUCGAAAUCAAGGACAUGUAAGCUUAAUGAAGUGCGUCAACGACGGUAGCUUUGUGGCAGUGAAGGUCAUGCCAAUUUCCUGGACAUCGACAGGCCACCAGCAGCAUCGACUGCAUCAUCCGGAGGAUACAGAGAAUCCCUGGGUGGAUCUCGGCAUCGUUCGGCACCUGAGUAAGAAGGGAGUCAACUUCCUAUGCCACCCUCAGGGCAUCUUUCGAGAUAAUGCAUGGCUUUACUGCGCCUCCGAUGUCGCAACAGAAGGCGACUUCUUCACCUUCGUGACUCCAGGACCCGAGCCGGGCCUAGAGAGAGAAGAGGCGCUAAGACCCUUCAUGGUGCAGCUGUUCUCAGCCAUGCGAUACCUACAUGAUCGUUACAUCGCUCACUGCGACAUUUCUAUGGAAAAUAUUCUUGUUUCCAAAAAGCUCACCGAUGGGCAUCUUCAGGUGAAGAUUAUAGACUUUAGCAUGGCCGUCGUCGGCGAAAAGAUGACUUGUGGCCAUCGUGGGAAGCCUUCGUACCAGGCACCGGAGAUGACGUUGACGCAGUUCUACGACCCCUUUCUGGUCGAUUGCUUCGGUAUGGGAGUUGUCCUCUUCUCAGCUGCUGCACGGGCAUACCCGUGGCUGUGCACGGUACAGGGCCGAUGCAAGUGUUUCGAUUACGUGCGAGAACAUGGUCACAGGAAAUUUUGGAGGAUCCGAAAGGUCAAGAAGACUCAGCCUACCAAGAACAUUGACCAGUGCUUCUCAGAGGAAUUGAAAUUGCUCGUUGAGGGCCUCCUUGCCCUCCAGCCUUCGGAGCGUUUUUCCAUCGACGAAGCAUUCGGCCUCGCAUGGCUGAGAGAUGGUGAUGGCACUGUGGCCGCCGCCUGCACUCCCUUUGGCAGCUCUUCGGCUUUCAGUUAG